GGCUCCAGCGUGACAUGGCUGAAGCGCACCAGGCCGUGGGCUUCCGACCCUCGCUGACCUCGGACGGGGCUGAAGUGGAACUCAGUGCCCCUGUGCUGCAGGAGAUCUACCUCUCUGGCCUUCGCUCCUGGAAGAGGCAUCUCUCCCGUUUCUGGAAUGACUUUCUCACCGGGGUGUUUCCUGCCAGUCCCCUCAGUUGGCUUUUCCUCUUCAGUGCCAUCCAGCUUGCCUGGUUCCUCCAGCUGGAUCCUUCCUUAGGACUGAUGGAGAAGAUCAAAGAGUUGCUGCCCGACUGGGGUGGACAACACCACGGGCUCCGGGGGGUCCUGGCAGCCGCGCUGUUUGCCUCGUGUUUGUGGGGAGCCCUGAUCUUCACACUGCACGUGGCCCUGAGGCUGCUUCUGUCCUACCACGGCUGGCUUCUUGAGCCCCACGGAGCCAUGUCCUCCCCCACCAAGACCUGGCUGGCCCUGGUCCGCAUCUUCUCCGGCCGCCACCCGAUGUUGUUCAGUUACCAGCGCUCCCUGCCACGCCAGCCCGUACCCUCUGUGCAGGACACCGUGCGCAAGUACCUGGAGUCGGUCCGGCCCGUCCUCUCCGACGAGGACUUCGACUGGACCGCGGUCCUGGCACAGGAAUUCCUGAGGCUGCAGGCGUCGCUGCUGCAGUGGUACCUGCGGCUCAAGUCCUGGUGGGCGUCCAAUUAUGUCAGUGACUGGUGGGAGGAAUUUGUGUACCUGCGCUCCCGAAAUCCGCUGAUGGUGAACAGCAACUAUUACAUGAUGGACUUCCUGUAUGUCACACCCACGCCUCUGCAGGCAGCUCGUGCUGGGAAUGCCGUCCACGCCCUCCUCCUGUACCGCCACCGCCUGAACCGCCAGGAGAUACCCCCGACUUUGCUGAUGGGAAUGCGCCCCUUAUGCUCUGCCCAGUACGAGAAGAUCUUCAAUACUACGCGGAUUCCAGGGGUCCAAAAAGACUACAUCCGCCACCUCCAUGACAGUCAACACGUGGCUGUCUUCCACCGGGGCCGAUUCUUCCGCGUGGGGACCCACUCCCGAAACAGCCUGCUUUCCCCGAGGGCCCUGGAGCAGCAGUUUCAGAGAAUCCUGGAUGAUCCCUCACCAGCCUGCCCCCACGAGGAACAUCUGGCCGCUCUGACCGCUGCUCCCAGGGGCACGUGGGCCCAGGUGCGGACAUCCCUGAAGACCCAGGCAGCGGAGGCCCUGGAGGCGGUGGAAGGGGCCGCUUUCUUUGUGUCACUGGAUGCUGAGCCCGCAGGGCUCACCAGGGAGGACCCGGCAGCGUCGUUGGAUGCCUACGCCCAUGCUCUGCUGGCUGGCCGGGGCCAUGACCGCUGGUUUGACAAAUCCUUCACCCUAAUCGUCUUCUCUAAUGGGAAGCUGGGCCUCAGCGUGGAGCACUCCUGGGCCGACUGCCCCAUCUCAGGACACAUGUGGGAGUUCACUCUGGCUACAGAAUGCUUUCAGCUGGGCUACUCAACAGACGGCCACUGCAAGGGGCACCCGGAUCCCACACUACCCCAGCCCCAGCGGCUGCAAUGGGACCUUCCAGACCAGAUCCACUCCUCCAUUUCCCUAGCCCUGAGGGGAGCCAAGAUCUUGUCUGAAAAUGUCGACUGCCACGUCUUUCCAUUCUCCCUAUUUGGCAAGAGCUUCAUCCGACGCUGCCACCUCUCUUCAGACAGCUUCAUCCAGAUCGCCUUGCAACUGGCCCACUUCCGGGACAGGGGUCAAUUCUGCCUGACUUAUGAGUCGGCCAUGACUCGCUUAUUCCUGGAAGGCCGGACGGAGACGGUGCGGUCUUGCACGAGGGAGGCCUGCAACUUUGUGAGGGCCAUGGAGGACAAAGAGAAGACGGACCCACAGUGCCUCGCCCUGUUCCGCGUAGCAGUGGACAAGCACCAGGCUCUGCUGAAGGCAGCCAUGAGUGGGCAGGGAGUCGACCGCCACCUCUUUGCGCUGUACAUCGUGUCCCGAUUCCUCCACCUGCAGUCGCCCUUCCUGACCCAGGUCCAUUCGGAGCAGUGGCAGUUGUCCACCAGCCAGAUCCCUGUUCAGCAAAUGCAUCUGUUUGACGUCCACCAUUACCCAGACUAUGUUUCCUCGGGCGGUGGAUUCGGGCCUGCUGAUGACCACGGUUAUGGUGUUUCUUAUAUCUUCAUGGGGGAUGACAUGGUCACCUUCCACAUCUCCAGCAAAAAAUCAAGCACAAAAACGGAUUCCCACAGGCUGGGGCAGCACAUUGAGGAUGCACUGUUGGAUGUGGCCUCCCUGUUCCAGGCGGGACAGCAUUUUAAGCGCCGGUUCAGAGGGUCAGGGAAGGAGAACUCCAGGCAUAGGUGUGGAUUUCUCUCCCGCCAGACCGGGGCCUCCAAGGCAUCAAUGACAUCCACCGACUUCUGACUCCUUCCAGCAGGCAGCUGGCCUCUCCGGGCAAUAAGCGUGAAAUUGCCACAGCUGGCUGAUACAGGACAGGGGCAGCCAGUUUGGCAACCGCACAUCCAGGCCAAUAAAGAUGUGUGAGCUGGGUGUGUGGUGUCUGCUGUGCUCUUGGGCAGGGCAGGGGUGGAAGAGGUGAGGACCAGGGUGGAGGAGGACAGAAGUUCUCAUCCAUUCCCAGGUCCACCCAGGGAUUCCCAGUUGCAGUCACAGCUUCAACCACAGCCUGGAACACCUGCCCAGUGUACUUCAUUUCCUGUGGAGAAAAGAAAGAGAGAUCAGAUUGUUACUGUGUCUGUGUAGAAAGAAGUAGACACAGGAGACUCCAUUUUGUUCUGUACUAAGAGAAAUUCUUCUGCCUUGAGAUGCUGUUAAUCUAUAACCUUACCCCCAACCCCAUGCUCUCUGAAACAUGUGCUGUGUCAAACUCAGGGUUAAAUGGAUUAAGGGCUGUGCAAGAUGUGCUUUGUUAAACAGAUGCUUGAAGGCAGCAUGCUCGUUAAGAGUCAUCACCACUCCCUAAUCUCAAGUACCCAGUGACACAAAAACUGCAGAAGGCCGCAGGGACCUCUGCCUAGGAAAGCCAGGUAUUGUCCAAGGUUUCUCCCUGUGUGAUAGUCUGAAAUAUGGCCUCAUGGGACCCAGCCCGACACCCGUAAAGGGUCUGUGCUGAGGAGGAUUAGUAUAAGAGGAAGGAAUGCCUCUUUGCAGUUGAGACAAGAGGAAGGCAUCUGUCUCCUGCCGGUCCCUGGGCAAUGGAAUGUCUCGGUAUAAAACCCGAUUGUAUGUUCCAUCUACUGAGAUAGGGGAAAACCGCCUUAGGGCUGGAGGUGGGACAUGCGGGCAGCAAUACUGCUCUGUAAGGCAUUGAGAUGUUUAUGUGUAUGCAUAUCUAAAGCACAGCUCUUGAUUCUUUACCUUGUCUAUGAUGCAGAGACCUUCACGUGUUUAUCUGCUGACCUUCUCCCCACUAUUAUCCUAUGACCCUGACACAUCCUCCUCUCUGAGAAACACCCAAGAAUGAUCAAUAAAUACUAAGGGAACUCAGAGGCUGGCGGGAUCCUCCAUAUGCUGAACGCUGGUCCCCUGGGCCCCCUUAUUUCCCUAUA
Messenger RNA from Symphalangus syndactylus (siamang), 3571 nucleotides. RefSeq names its product carnitine palmitoyltransferase 1C (gene CPT1C). NCBI's taxonomy places the organism in Eukaryota, Metazoa, Chordata, Mammalia, Primates, Hylobatidae. Gene Ontology annotation, biological process: fatty acid metabolic process; carnitine metabolic process. Gene Ontology annotation, molecular function: carnitine O-palmitoyltransferase activity. Gene Ontology annotation, cellular component: mitochondrion. The record is from RefSeq and is a predicted model, not a curated record.